This is a messenger RNA of Scophthalmus maximus (turbot), 5291 nucleotides long. Its product is annotated as transcription factor 20-like. The record is from RefSeq and is a predicted model, not a curated record. The coding region runs from base 373 to 2445 and encodes 690 amino acids. Gene Ontology annotation, cellular component: nucleus. The transcript is spliced from 6 exons. Gene Ontology annotation, biological process: regulation of transcription by RNA polymerase II. NCBI's taxonomy places the organism in Eukaryota, Metazoa, Chordata, Actinopteri, Pleuronectiformes, Scophthalmidae.
UUCCUGUGUCGUCCAUGUUGUGUCGUGCGACUUGACACCUGGAGGAAGAAGGAGCCAAGGCUCCGACAGUGAAGCAGCCGCUCGGUGUCACCUGCGAGGCGUCGCGGCGCAAUGUUCACCGCCCGCGGUCGCGUCGUGUGUCGUCUCCGCGUGGAAGUAGCUUAGCUUAGCUUAGCCGGACCGAGGCUAGCUAGCCAGCUAGCAUGAGCCCGGGCCUUUGUUUACCUCCAGUCCCGGUGAUGACGGGCCCGGAGAGGCGCGGGAGCUAACCCGGCUACCAGAGCUGUUCGACGGGGGACAGUCUCAUCCUUCAGCCCCGGGAGGGGGCGAAGCUCCCGGCCGCUGCCGCCUGAGGCGGGUGAGCUCCGCGAGAUGGACGUGUCCGCUCAGGACCCGCCUCUCUUGGCUCUGGACCUGUCGAAGAGCUACAAGCCUCUGACCCGCGGCCACGCCGAGGCCAUGGACCUGGCCAAGAAGCCCGAGUGGUACCACUGCCGGCCGCCGCCGAGCUGCGGCACAGACAUCGCCUCCGCGUACAGAUCCUCGCCGACCUUCACCGCUCUCUCCACGCAGCCCGGGGCUCCCGUCCACCGCAGGGACCUGGAUCAGGGCCCAGAGGCCUUAGGUAACUUCAUGAAUUCCACUCUGGCUCCGGGGCUGGAUCUGUACCGCGACGGAGUUCACGGCAACCUGUGGCAUCCGGGUUUCUACGGGCCCGACCAGAGCGGCGGCGGCGGCCCGGUCCCCGAGAGCAGCGGCGGCGAGGAGAGCGACAGCGGCUCCGACGUCAUCUUCCUCGUCUCCUCGGCGAAGGAGCCGCUCUUGUGCGGCCCGUUCCUCCAGGAUGGCGUGAGGCACAUCGUGGAGCCCCUGUCGCCGGCCGUGUCCUCGCCGGACGACGGGCGAGGCUGCUGUCACCUGCCUCAGCCGCUGAGCUCGCCAAGUCCCGAGAGCUCGUACUCCGACGACUCCUCCGACAGCUCCGUGGACAUUCCCGUCCACCAUGCCCGGCCCGUCGUCCUGCUCUCGGACCUCGGCGCCGUCUACGGCAACGCCGCGGAAUCUCCCGUCGAUAUUUCCAGCGACGACAGCGACGUGAUCGAAGUGUCAGUCUCUAACGAAAAGAAGAGCAGCCGCACUCCUCCUGGUAGGAAGAGUCUGCUGAGAGAAACUCCACCUCAGGUUCCGGCUAAAGAAAUACGACGGAGCAGCCGAAUCCGAAAGUCUCUGUCCGACACGCCGCAGUUCACCGGCAGCGUGUCGCGGCACAGUUUGAGGCGACAGGUGAAAAACGACGCCGUGGGAAUGUACAACGAAAGCUGUGACUCCGACGACGUGAUGGCGUUUGUGGUGAGGUCGUCCAGCCCAGACGCAGAGGAGCCGGUCUCGCGGCCCGACGCGUCGCAAAGAGCGAGGAGCAAUUCGGACGAGUCCGACGUGGAGGUCGGGACAGAGAGCGAACCGCCGCCUCGCACCAAGCGAAAGACGCCGCUCGCCGUCCACAAGACGAAACAGCUAAGACGGACCAAACCGAACCAGAAACAGCAGAACCAAAGGGCCGCGUCGUCCAGAAACAAAAAGCCCGUCGUGAGGCGAAAGAGAAAGAGACGAACUCACACGGGACCUUCCGCUCUGUUUUCCCCCCGAGAGCCGGAGAUCAAACUGAAAUAUGCAAAACUCAAAGAGCAGAAGAAGGAGAAGAAAUCCACGGACGGUUUCUUCCCCUUCGUCCACGUGGAGCGCCGGAUGUGCACCGUCGUCAACGACCGCGAGGAGGAGGCCGGCGUGCGGAGCGGCCGCGGAGGACGAGGGCGGCACGCGGCAACCUCUCUGUCCGGAUUUGUCCCCAGGACGUCCUGUUUCCGGCCGGGUCGCCUCGCCUCGGAGAGCCGGUGUCAGGCCACGCUGUCGUGCCGCCUGUGCGGUCAGACGGCCAACGCCACGGGGCUCGGGGACCUGCACGGCCCCUACUAUCCCGCCGCGGACGGCCAUCGCAGCAGGACCGAGCACGGACUCGCCAAAAGCCAGAAGUCAAUAUAUUCCUCAGACGGAGGUCGUGACGGUCGUGACGGUCGUGAUCGCUCUCCUGCCGUCGGCGCCUCUCUCCCGAAGCCGCCUCUUCACGUGGACGAGUGCUGGGUCCACGAGGACUGCGGCAUCUGGUCGGCCGGCGUCUUCCUCGUCAGGGGGAAGCUGUACGGGCUGGAGGAGGCGGCGCGGCUCGCACAGGAAACGGUUUGUUCGACGUGUCGACAACCAGGUGCGAUAAUGGGCUGUUUCCAGAAGAGCUGCUCCCGAAACUAUCACUACAGAUGUGCCAUUCAGUCAGGCUGCGUCCUAAAUGAAGAGAACUUCUCCAUGAGAUGUACAGAGCAUAAGCUGAUGUGUGUUUGUGUCCGACAGAACAAACUGUUCACAAGUGUCACCAGACAACAUAAGAGAUGACGCGAGAAUCACGCAAAAGGCUCCGGAGGAUACGACGAGACGCCGCCUGACGUUCACCACCUGGUUUUAAGUCUCUCGACUGACGAGUGAACUCAAGCGGAAGGAAAAAAAAGUCAUCUGGUGAGAUUUCACUCGUCGUGACGGACGGAUCGAAAACCGGGUUCGAAACGGGAACGAAACAAGAUCCAACAAGGAUCGAACCGAGAUCGAUCCAGGAUCAAAACGUUAUCCAACCGGGAUGGAACAAGGAUCAAACCGGGAUGGAACCGGGAUCAAACCGGGAUGGAACCGGGAUCAAACCGGGAUGGAACCGGGAGCAAACCGGGAUGGAACCGGGAUCAAACCGGGAUGGAACCGGGAGCAAACCGGGUUGGAACCAGGAUCAAAUCGGAAUGGAGCCGGGAUCGAACCAGGAUCAAAACGUAAUCAAACCGGGGUCGAACCAGAAACGAAAAGAGAUCCAACAUGGAUGGAACCAGGAUUGAAACGUAAUUCAACAGGGAUGGAACCAGGAUCAAACCGGGAUGGAACCAGGAUCAAAUCGGAAUGGAACCAGGAUCAAACCGGGAUCGAACCAGAAACGAAAAGAGAUCCAACAGGGAUGGAACAAGGAUUGAAACGUAAUCCAACAGGGAUGGAACAAGGAUUGAAACGUAAUCCAACAGGGAUGGAACCAGGAUCAAACCGGGAUGGAACCAGGAUCAAACCGGGAUGGAACCGGGAUCAAAUCGGAAUGGAACCGGGAUCGAACCAGGAUCAAAACGUAAUCAAACCGGGAUGGAACCAGAAACGAAAAGAGAUCCAACAUGGAUGGAACCAGGAUCGAAACGUAAUCCAACAGGGAUGGAACAAGGAUCAAACCGGGAUGGAACCAGGAGCAAACCGGGUUGGAACCAGGAUCAAAUCGGAAUGGAGCCGGGAUCGAACCAGGAUCAAAACGUAAUCAAACCGGGGUCGAACCAGAAACGAAAAGAGAUCAAACCGGGAUGGAACCAGGAUCAAACCGGGAUGGAACCAGAAACGAAAAGAGAUCCAGCUGGGAUCGAACCAGGGUCCACGAGGAUUUUCAUAAGAAGCAUCUUCGUUCUGUUUCUGUUCCUUCGUAAAUCUUUUAACACAGACAGUUAAACUAACUGGAUUGAGGAAAGAUGGUGUGUGUGUGUGUGUGUGUGUGUGUGUGUGUGUUUAUUCUUGAACAUCCUCGUCACAAAUACAGUUUAUUAUUUGAAGUUAAAAUUAUAUUAGAGCUUUAAUUAACUUAAUUCAUUUAUUGUAUAAUUUAUAAUAUUAUCUUCAUAUGAGGCCACUUCUUUGUACUUUUCUAUCACUGUCAGUGCUUCAGUCAUCACAUCAUUUAUUUUAGUCACGACUGACGUUCGCACUUUAUAUGUACGAUUUUGUGUUUAACAGAUUCGCCCUACUGCGAUACCAAUAUCUGAAAUGUCCCCGAUGCUGCUGAAAAUGCCCGAUCGGGUGUCGGCGAUUUUGCUCAAAUCAAUGUACCGACCCGAUUCCACGUCUGUAAAGUAGAAAACUUCACUUCCAUCAUGAGAUAUCUCCAGAUUGCUGACAUCUUCACCGUUAGCUUUUGCUAGCGCUACACUACAGUGUACCCUAUGCUAAAGGACAUAGGAAAGAACUGAAGCACCUUUCCUAAACAUUUAAGAGAAUCCAGACAGGUCCUAUCAUGGCUGCCCAUGCAACACCAGAGCUGGCCAAGAUGUUAGCACUUCUGCAAAUAUUUCACACUGGAAAGUUCCGUUUUUUUCUCUAGUAAGUCUCCGUAUCGCCACAAAACAACAAUCAGCUAUACAUCGUCGUGAUACUUUUCGCUAGCUUUUGCUAACUGCUGUUUUGGAGCGACGACGGAGAAAAAGUGAUUUCCGGAAGUGUCGCGUUAGCCAGAGCUAGCAAAGAUAUUAGCAAUUGUCAAUAUUUUGUGCAGGAAAAGCGAUGAUUUUUUUCUGAGGUUAGUCUGAAUCUCUCACAAUAACAGUACAAAAAUAUUAAUGUCUCUUUUCGGAAAUCGGUAUCGCGAAAGGAAAAAGUGUUUCGGAACAAAUCUAUUUAUUUACGUCUAUUCGUCGAAGAUGUUUUUCCGUUUCCACUACAAUUAUUUUAAAUUAUAAAGCUGCACUAAGAUUUAUUUUUUAUAAAAAAAUAUAGAAUUACAAAACACUAACUGGGAUCACAAACGUCAGCGAGCAUUCGGCCCAGUGUCAGGUUUUGUGUCAAAGCCGAUAUAUUUUCAUCUUGUGUCAUGUUCUCUUAUGAAAAGUUAUGAAAGUUCAAAGGUCAUUUCAGCCAAAUCGCAAAACAAAAAUCAAGUCAGUCGGAUUUUUUUUUGUUUUACGUUUGAAACUAAAAGUCGAGCUCACGUGAAGAUGUGGCUCAUUUUCUGUUUUAUACUUUUUGUAAAUGUAAUAUUUUUAUGAUAUUACGUAGUUUUAAACCGUCGGUCGGAGUGAUGGUGAUUGACAAAACAACAAUCUUAAAACUUUUACAUUUUCCCAUAGGGCCAGUGGACGAUCAUCAGCAAAUCAAACUAUGAUUAAUUACAUAACUUGAUCGGUCCGUUGAUUCUUUGUGAUUUGCGUGAAUUGGCCCUUUUUGGAGCUGAAGUGGCCUCGUGUAGCUUUAACGAUUCAUCUCCGUAUGAUCUGUUGUAUGAUUUAGUUUUCAUGGAUCACGACUGGACGAACGACAAAUGGACACAGUGUUUUUACAAAAAGAACGAGUUUAAGUAAAUUGUCCCGAAUGUUGAUUUCACGCCUGCACUUUACAUUGUCUGAGGCAUAAAAAGAUGAAUUGUUAUUUAAUAAAAGUGUUUUUGUCCUGAAGUAGAA